Messenger RNA from Staurois parvus, 1425 nucleotides. NCBI's taxonomy places the organism in Eukaryota, Metazoa, Chordata, Amphibia, Anura, Ranidae. The record is from the annotation of a GenBank genome assembly.
AAGUAUGAUCUGAUGCAGGAUGCUCAUUUCAAAAAUGAAUGGCCUCCCGUGGUGGACAAGUCCCAAGACUAUGAACUGCUGGAACUAAGCCGCAAUGAGACCCAUGUCGUUCUGAGGGUUUGGCGUCAAUGGUUCACCUGUGACUCGCAUGACCUGGAAAUUGAGAAUGACACCAUUAGAGUGAUUAUCGUGCAUGGAGAAGAUCAUGAGUUCACAUUUUCAGAGGAAAAUACCUAUAGAAAGUCUUUCUUUUUCCUGGAAAUCCUUAAAGAAGUGGUAGACCCUGACAUUCUGAUCCCUUAUGAAUUCAAACUUAAUGAUUUCCUGAUUCCAGUUGACGAUACAACGUAUGCCUGUACCUUCAUCCCAAUGCCAAAUGUAUCUACCAAGCACCAUAUAGUUAGGUAUGAGGUAAUUCAAGACCCUGACAGCAUUGGGAUAGUUCAUCACAUUGUGAUUUAUGGAUGUGGCAACAACCUUCAUUUCUCAUCAGAGAUCGGAUCUUGUUAUGGCAGUGACCCCAGAUACGCCAAGUGCAUGAACUCCAUGUUCGGGUGGGCAGUCGGUGGAGAGGUCUUUGAUUUUCCACCAGAUAUGGGAGUUCCCAUAGGCACCGAGGAUGACCCUAAAUAUAUCCGGAUUGAAAUUCAUUACAGCAACUUUCAAAACAAGCAAGGAAUUUUGGAUAGUUCAGGUAUAAGAAUUUAUUACACUCCUCAAUUACGUGAACAUGAUGGCGGUAUUCUGAUGACUGGGAUUUUCACAUUUCCUGUCCAUUUCGUGCCUCCUGGAGCUGAACUUUUUCGCAGUUAUGGACUCUGUAACACUCAUCUGAUCCCACAGAUCUUGGGCCAUCCAGUAGAAGACUUUCAUGUCAACACAUAUCUCCUCCAUGGUCAUCUGACAGUACGAAGCAUACGGACCAUGCAUUACAGGAAUGGCACUUUAAUUGGGAGCUUGGGGGAAGAUAAGAGAUACGACUUCAAUUUCCAACAAGUGAGAGAUUUGCCCGGAGUGAUCACGGUACAAAUUGGAGAUCAGAUUUUGGUGGAAUGUACCUCCAGCACCCCUGACAGAGAAGGUGUCACCUUUGGAGGACCAAGCACACUGAAUGAAAUGUGUGUGGUGUUCCUGUUUUAUUAUCCUGUCAUUCCUAUUGCUGCCUGUUGGAGUCUCCUCGAUAUCCAGCAUGUGGUUGAAGUCCUGGAGUUGGACGAAUCAGAAACCAUAAUGGAUGCCGUUGUGAACAUUGAUAGUGCAGACUGGGAUGAAGAGACCAUAGCUAAAGCCCAAAAUGCCAUCAUGGAAGCCAACCACUUUGCAAUUAUCAAUCAUCGUACAGGGGAAAUGAUCAAUGAAACGAGCUCAGCUCUACCCAUUUCCCUACCUACCCCACAUCUUUGUCAUGAAUACACAGAUGACUAA